GUCGCCGCACUGAGAGAGGCCAGGGUUGCCUGCGAUCUCGAAGUCAUCGUGACUAGCGUCUCUUAACUUCAACACUUCGUUUUAUCAACCACCUACUCAGGUAUCCUUUCUACUAAGGAGUCUACGUACAAUGGACACCAAUGUUUCUUGCGCAUCGCAGGGCGACGCUGGCGAUUCCGCCUUCGGCCCGGUGAUGGAUCCUUGCGUCCGCAAGUUCGACUUCUCGCUCUUGUCGAUCCUCCCAUCGUCAAUUUUCAUCAUUCUGGCAGCUUUGAGGAUAUUCUCCCGUCGCUCGGUACAGCACAAGGUCGCAAACAACACGUUUCGCCUAGUAAAGCUGGCCUCAAUCCUGGCCUUCACAGCCAUCUCUCGUCUUCGUGGCUGGACUCUCCUUCACAGAGCACUCGAGAUCGCUCAGCCCGUUCCUGCUUCUGAGAAUGCAUUUCUAGUCCUGUCCACCAUCUUUGAUGCCGUUCGCCUCCGAACCCUGUGGGUCAAAUCCGUCGGAACCCCCAUCGUCGCGCUCUCAACUGCGGCCUUUGGCCUGAAGCUCGCGCUUCUCGUGCAGGAGGAAGCUAGUAAAAAACGAUGGAUAGUCGGCGAUUCGAGCGAGUGUAGCUCCGAGGAGACUGCUGGACUCUUCAACCGUGUCGGGUUCCAUUGGCUCAACAGUCUGCUUUUCAAUGGCUACAACUCUCCGCUAUCGAUUGACAAGCUACCUGUCAUUGAUAGACAGCUUCUAUCUGAUUCUCUUUGGAACCGAGUUGGACAAAAGUGGAGGAACUCGCCCAAGACGGGAAACAAUGCCUUGCUGGGAACUAUCUUCUCGGCUCUGAAGUGGCCCAUCCUGGCACCUGUUCCUGCAUACAUGAUCCUCGUUGGGCUCCAGCUCGCACAGCCAUUCAUGAUCAGCAUCAUCAUGGCCUACCUCGCGAGCCCUGUUGACCACACCGAGGACCAGAGGAACAUCGGAUACGGGUUGUUCGGAGCCUAUGGCUUGGUCUACAUCAGUAUUGCGGUUGUGACUGCAGGAUGCCAACACCUCGUCUUCCGGUACGCCACCAUGAUGCGUGGCUGCCUCGUACUCCUGAUCUAUGAGAAGACAACCUCCAUGAGCAUCACUGGCGCCGAGGAGGCUGCUGCGGUCACGCUGAUGAGCACGGAUAUCGAGAGAAUCGUCAACGGCAUGUCCAAGAUUCACGAGAGCUGGUCGACACUUCUCCAGAUGGCUGUGGCCCUUGCCUUACUGUACAGACAACUCAGAGUGGUUUUCAUCGUUCCUCUUGUGCUUUUCUUGAUUUGUGCUGUUGGUGCGGGAGCUUUGUCGGGUUCCGCUGGGGCUUUCCAGGCGUCCUGGAUGGCGGCUAUUCAAAAGAGAGUCGGGGUCAUUUCUUCUGUUUUGGGAGCUCCCAAAGGCGUCAAGCUGUCCGGUUUCACCGACAAGAUGUUCCAAAUCAUCCAAGACCUGCGUUUGAAGGAAAUCGCGUCCGCAGCAAAGUUCAGGACCAUGUUGCUUGUCAUUGUCACCCUGUCGUAUGCGCCUGGUUCCAUCUCCCCAGUGGUGACCUUCGGCGCAUACACGGCCAUCGCGCAAAAGGACCACACCACACUUGACUCGAAUCGCAUCUUCACGUCCCUCGCCCUGCUUGCCCUCGUCACGCAACCUCUCAACGAGCUGUUUGCGCAUCUCCCCAACAUCAUUGCCUCCAUCGCAUGCUUCGGCCGUGAGUCCAAGAAGCAGCCCAAGUUCAAUGAAACCACCAUCUUAGAUCCUCUAGUCAGCGGAAAUGCCAUCGAAAUUCGUAGUGCCAAGUUCGGGUGGAAGGCAGAUGCGGACCCAGCCUUGACUGACCUCACGUUGGACAUCCCCCACGGAAAGCUCACAAUGAUUGUCGGUCCCGUCGCCUCUGGAAAGUCAACCCUCCUCAAAGCCAUUCUGGGCGAGACUCCGGUUGCAGAGGGGACUAUCAACCGGGCCUCUGAUAACAUCGCCUUCUGCGACCAAGUUCCCUGGCUAACCAACGAAACUCUCCGUCGGAACGUCACUGGCUUCUCUCACUUUGAGGCUUCUUGGUAUAGCACCGUAGUCCGAGCUUGUGCUUUGGAGGAAGACAUUGUGACCUUCCCGGAUGGCGACCAGGUCAUGGUCGGCAGCAAGGGUGUUACCCUCAGUGGUGGCCAGAAGCAGCGAGUGGCAAUUGCCCGCGCUGUUUACUCGCGACGUGAUAUCAUCCUGUUCGACGACGUCUUCAGCGGCCUCGACUUCGAGACGCAGACUCGUGUCUUCAACAACCUCUUUGGAGCAUCUGGUCUCUUGAGACAACGCAACGUCACUGCACUCUUCGUCACUCACGCAGUACACAUACUCCCUCAAGCAGACUACAUCAUCACUCUGGACCAAACCGGCAUGAUUGCUUCUCGUGGAACGUUUGAGGAGCUCAACAAGCAGCCCGGCUACAUCAGCAAGUUCGGCCUGGUCACCAAAGAAGACACAGUCCAGCGCGGGGCCGUGAAGGAUGACAGCAAAUCCGCUUUCAAGCCUGAACAGAGGGAGAAGACCGCAAACAGCAGCAUUGAUGAGGAGACACAGCGCAUGGGUAAUCGUUCGGUCGUCUGGGUUUUCCUGACAAAGUUCCCCGAAAUUUGGCUUUCUUGGUGGGGUGAGGCGAACGACAGACAUCCUAAUCAGGAGACCGGGAAGUACAUGGGAGUCUAUGCCACUCUACGAGUACUCCCGCUUGUUGCGUUGGCCGCGACCUGCUGGCACGUCGUACUCAGAAUGGCCGUGGCUUCUGGUAUCAAACUUCAUUGGAUUCUCCUCGAGAAGGCCCUCCGGGCACCUCUGUCCUUCUUCGCUACAACUAGCACUGGCUCCAUCGUCAACAAAUUCAGCCAGGACAUUCAGUUGAUCGACGCCGAGCUGCCGAUCUCUCUCCUCAAUGUUGCUGCCAACGGACUCAUCUGCAUUGCACAAGCUUUGAUGAUUAUCCCCGCCUCUUACCAGCUCAUUGCAGUCUUCCCGUUCCUCGGCGGCGUACUCUGGAUUAUUCAAAGAUUCUACCUGCGGACGUCACGCCAGCUUCGUUUCCUGGAGCUCGACGCCAAGGCCCCCAUGUACUCCCAAUUUCUCGAGACCCUAAGCGGACUCUCCACAAUCCGCGCCUUCGGCUGGCAACAGGACCUCACGAACCUCAUGCGAGACCGCCUCGACACCUCCCAGAAGCCAAUGUACCUCCUCUACAGCAUCCAGCGCUGGCUCACCCUCGUACUCGACCUCACCAUCGCCGCCCUCGCUAUCGUCCUCAUCUCCGUCGCCGUCGCCCUGCGCGGCCGCCUCGGCGCGGGCUUUGCCGGUGUGGCCCUGCACAACAUCAUGGGUCUCAGCAGCGCCAUGAAGGCGACCAUCACCGUCUGGACUGUCCUCGAGACUUCGAUUGGUGCCUUUGCGCGCGUAAAGACUUUUGCGGAGCAGACGCCUGCUGAGAGCCAGUUUCAGGAGCCUCAGACGCCGCCGGGUUCUUGGCCUGAGAGGGGGGCGAUUAGCUUCCAUAAUGUCACUGCUUCGUAUGGUAAGGGCGUCGAUAACGUUUUUUCAAAGGUUUCCUUUAGCGUUUUGCCUGGCCAGAAAGUUGGGAUAUGCGGUCGAAGCGGAAGUGGCAAGAGUUCUCUCCUGCUCACCCUUCUCCGCCUGAUUGACUGUAACGAGGGACAAGUCAUCAUCGACGGCGUCGACAUCGCGACCAUGCCGCGCGAGGUCCUGCGUCAGCGACUGAACGCGCUUCCUCAAGAGCCUCCCUUCUUCAGCGGCAGCGUGCGCCUCAAUUGCGAUCCCGAAGGUACGACUUCGGAUGGGAUCAUCACCGAAGCGCUCCGCGCCGUCGGUCUCUGGGAGAAGCAGGUGUUUUGCCUGGCGAGAGGUAUCUUGCGCCCGUCGAAGAUUGUGGUCAUGGAUGAGGCUACUAGCAGUGUUGAUGUCGACACGGAGAAGAAGAUGAUGAAGAUCAUCCACGAACGGUUCGCCGACGCAACCAUCAUCUCGGUGGCUCACCGUCUCGACACCGUUCUCGACUUUGAUAAGAUUGUUAUCUUGGACAAGGGUGUCAUUGUCGAGGAGGGCUGUCCCGCUGAGCUUCUCGGUCGGGCGUCUGCUUUCCGAGCCCUCUACGAAACAUUCCACACCUGAAAUCUGCCGACGCUGAAGUGAAGAAGGGCUUUUGAACUUGCGUGAUAUGUCGCGUACUCUCGGGGGUCGAUGGAACAUCGGUGUUGGUACGGAUGUUCAUUCAGGACUUUUCAUAGGACUUGAGUGUACAGGAAUAGUUGAAUGGAACAGUUUCUUUCUCAUUCGCCCAUCUCCUAUUUUCAUGUGGUGACGUG
Messenger RNA from Colletotrichum phormii, 4377 nucleotides. Its product is annotated as P-loop containing nucleoside triphosphate hydrolase protein. The coding region runs from base 131 to 4183 and encodes 1350 amino acids. Lineage: Eukaryota; Fungi; Ascomycota; Sordariomycetes; Glomerellales; Glomerellaceae. Gene Ontology annotation, cellular component: membrane. Gene Ontology annotation, biological process: transmembrane transport. The record is from RefSeq and is a predicted model, not a curated record. The transcript is spliced from 21 exons. Gene Ontology annotation, molecular function: ATP hydrolysis activity; ABC-type transporter activity; ATP binding.